Cuscuta campestris is the source of this 1145-nucleotide messenger RNA. NCBI's taxonomy places the organism in Eukaryota, Viridiplantae, Streptophyta, Magnoliopsida, Solanales, Convolvulaceae. The record is from the annotation of a GenBank genome assembly.
GUAAAAAUGAAGCCGCGCGUGUUAUUCCAGCUCGUCCGGUGGAGGUCAUUCCGGUCAAAUCAUUCUCCAACGGAAUUCCCAACUGACUGCCCGUGCGGUCCGUUUUCUUCCCGCCAUUAAAUCUCUGUAUUUAAUCCCUUUCCUCGCACAACCAAUCUCCUCGAUCACUCUGCACAUUCAUCAUUCUCUGAUUUCUCUCAAUCAAUCAAGCGAAGCUUCUCUUUCGCUCUCUAGAAGAACCGCCAUGGCCGCCGGUGCUCUGCAACUGCAGAUUCUCCUCGUCUUACUCAUUCUCAUCUCGCUCUUCAUAUCCGGAGCUACGACGGACACCGUUUCCCGUUCAGAUUCAUCGUUAUCUCCGGCGUUCGCACCAUCGCCGGAGCAGUACUCGUACGACGCUCAACUUUAUGCGCCUCCGGUCUUCGCGAACAUUCUGCGUGCUCUAGGUUUCGAGGAGCUGUCCGCUGCCGCCGCCAGCGCUAAUCUCUCAACCGGCGCUCCGAUCACCAUCUUCGCCCCUGCUGAUUCAUCGAUUCUCACAUGCCGCUCGUGCGUUCUGCGGCUGCUUCUACACGAGCACUCUGUUCCUGGACUCUAUCCGCUCGAAUUCCUUCGGAGGUUGGCGUCUGGUACUAAGAUCCAGACUCUCGCCGACAACCGAUGCCUUACCAUCACCACUUCCGCCUCCGUGAUUCGGGAUCAAGCGACGGUUUUCAUCAAUGGCGCGAUGAUCACUCAGCCAGAUCUGUUCUACAAUGGCGUCAUCGUGAUUCACGGCAUUCAAGGCUUCGUGACUCAUCUAUCGCCGAUGUCGUGCAGUAUGGAGCACACCAAUUCUCUCUCGUUUCCUCCACAGCCGUCAUCGGUCUCUUCAUCGGAAACGAAGAAAUCUAUCAUGCCUCUUGUUAGACAAUAAUAAUAGUAUUACUUGUGGUAGUAUUGGUUGUGGUAGUGUUUCAUUAUUAGUCAGCUUCCUAAUCCUAUUUGUGGUAGAUGUUGUAUGUUAGUUAGUUUCUAUUCUAUAUUCCUAGUUGUGUUAGGAGUCUCUCCUAUAUAUACUCUAUCAUGUACUUCAUAAUUCAAGGGAGCAAUAUUAUUAUUCUAAUAUUUCAACAUGGUAUCAGAGCCAUCGCUCUUGGUAACCU